AUGACCAGCAAAUCCACUGUAAUUCAAAUUAAAAAUUUCAAUGCCCUCUUCGCCCUCGCUUUGUCUGCUCCCGCUGAACACCAAGCCGAAAUCGUUCAUCAAGAAUUUGAUGUUGAACCUGAAGGCUUUAGAUUCCUUACCGAAACCUCUGAUGGUACUCAUCAUGAUGCCGAAGGCAAAGUAAAGGAUGUUGGCUCAGAACACGAAGCCAUCGUUGUUCACGGUUCUUAUUCCUGGGUUGAUGAGAAGACUGGUGAAAAAUUCACCGCUAACUAUGUUGCCGAUGAAAACGGUUUCCAACCUGAAGGUGCUCAUUUGCCCAAACCCGAACAUCAUUAA
Molecule: messenger RNA, 339 nt
Organism: Lucilia cuprina (Australian sheep blowfly)
Lineage: Eukaryota; Metazoa; Arthropoda; Insecta; Diptera; Calliphoridae
Product: larval cuticle protein 65Ab1-like
Exons: 2
Coding region: 1-339 (112 amino acids)
Cellular component (GO): chitin-based extracellular matrix
Molecular function (GO): structural constituent of chitin-based larval cuticle
Source: RefSeq, a predicted model, not a curated record